This is a messenger RNA of Coniophora puteana RWD-64-598 SS2, 807 nucleotides long. RefSeq lists its product as uncharacterized. Gene Ontology annotation, molecular function: oxidoreductase activity. The record is from RefSeq and is a predicted model, not a curated record. The coding region runs from base 46 to 807 and encodes 253 amino acids. The transcript has 2 exons. Lineage: Eukaryota; Fungi; Basidiomycota; Agaricomycetes; Boletales; Coniophoraceae.
ACCGUCUUCGACGUUCUCAACCUCGUCUACGAGGGUGACUUCGUCAUGAGGCAGUUCAACACGCCGCAGGAGAACAUCAAAGUCACGUUCGAAGCGAACACCGACCGCAUGCUCAAGCAUGCGCUCGAAUGGAGCAUCGACCUCUCGAAGCCUGGCGAGCUCGAUCGCAAGAUCAAGGAGUUGCAAUGGCUCAUGGUAAUCUUAUACGGCGUUGCCGGGUACCACGAAGGCAAGGGCCUGCAGGCCGAUUUCUACAACAUGCACCUCGUCACCUCAUGCCUCUUCCUCGGCCCGAACCUAUACGAGCUAUCCAAACGCUCGCAGGAGAUCUUCCUCCGCGCGUACCUCGCUAAUUCACUCACCAACUACCUUAUGUUCAGCCGCCCUCCCCUCGAUAUCACCACGUUCUGGAAGGAAACCGCCGCCGCCGAGUUUAUCGUCCCCGCCGGUUUCAGUAGCAGCACAGGCACCGACGCGGGCUACACGGGGCCCGCGCAGCUCGACGCCAAGGUCCUCGCUGCGACCGAGGGCAACGCGAAUCCCUGGGCGACACACGUGCAGAGCGCGAUUGUGGCCAAGGACGACCACUACGCGAAGCUCAUCCGCGCGCUGCUGCACCUCGCGGAGCGGUUCGGCGAUCGCCCGGCGGGGUACUUGGUGACGAUGGCACCAAACUGUGGGUGGGAGGGGCUGGAGCAGAUCGACGGCUCGCUGUUUUUGAGGGUGGCUGGGUUGACGGCCGAGGCUGUGAACGACGCCCAGAUUUUCAGCAUUAACAAGCCUUACACGGGCUUAGAGCUUACAUGA